Molecule: messenger RNA, 925 nt
Organism: Ictidomys tridecemlineatus (thirteen-lined ground squirrel)
Lineage: Eukaryota; Metazoa; Chordata; Mammalia; Rodentia; Sciuridae
Source: RefSeq, a predicted model, not a curated record
ACAGCUGAGGUCACAGAGUGUUGAGAGGGAGGGGAGGUCAGAUGUGGGGAGCAGAGCAUUCCUGCAAGAUGAGGCUCAAGGAGGGGGAAAUCUAGAAGAGGUGGGGCAGAGUGUGAUUUGGAUAGCCAGGCAGUACCUGGAGCUCUCUGUCUUCAGCUCCAGGAUCCUUGGUUCUUGUACAAGAGCAAAUGGCAGAGCUUGCUUACCAAGAUCAAAACCAAGAGGCAGAAAUGGCAUCCAUGGAGCAGAGAAGCACAUCCAUUGAAAAGACAAUCAUACCACAGGAAAGAGAUAUAAGGAUCUCAGAAACCCUGUGGGACCAGGUACUGACAGCUUUUAAAGAUAUACAAAAUGAGCUGCAGGAAGAUGCCCGGAUUCGAGAAAAAUAUCCAAAAUAUCCAGGAACCCAGAGUUAUAAUCAAAAUCAUAUUUGGAGCUUCUCCCUCCAUUCAUCCAAGAAAGAAGGUGAGGGAGGAAAGCAAAAUUCAGGAAUGAGCAACCGCUCCGUGACAUUCAUAUCAUCCUCAUCAAAGACUGGAAACACCAGGCUUCCAGAUUUCGCUACACCCACAAAGAUUAGAUCAGAGUUCAGCACUGGAAUGAAGCCAUCGAGAACCCCUUCCCACAACCUGAAGAUACAGGACUCCGGCCAAUCAGCUUACCACCCUGGACCCUGACUUUACCAUCAAAGAACAAGGACUCCUCUGCUCCCAUCAGAACUCAGCUCAGUUGGCUGAAAAAGAGAAGAUAUUAGAUAAACAUCACUGGACCAAGAAGAGAGAUUUGUGACUGUGGGCAGACCUGCCACAGCUUAUGGUUGUAACCAGGAACUUGGAAAUCAAGUGAGACCCAAGCACAUCCCAAUUGCCAAACAAAGGAGCCCGCAAAUAACAACUGAGGAAAUAAAUGUGACAUAAAAAAUUGA